This is a messenger RNA of Vombatus ursinus (common wombat), 939 nucleotides long. RefSeq names its product olfactory receptor 51S1. Gene Ontology annotation, molecular function: G protein-coupled receptor activity; olfactory receptor activity. Gene Ontology annotation, biological process: G protein-coupled receptor signaling pathway. The transcript has a single exon. Gene Ontology annotation, cellular component: membrane. The coding region runs from base 13 to 939 and encodes 308 amino acids. Lineage: Eukaryota; Metazoa; Chordata; Mammalia; Diprotodontia; Vombatidae. The record is from RefSeq and is a predicted model, not a curated record.
AACAAUACAUCAAUGAUUCCUACUUUCCUGCUGGUAGGCAUCCCAGGCCUGGUAACCACACCAUCAUGGUGGGCCCUCAUUUUGAUUACCAUCUACCUCCUUUGUGCCCUUGGAAAUGGAACAGUUCUCUGGGUAAUUGCUGUGGAGCCCUCACUCCAUCGCCCAAUGUACUUCUUUCUCUUCCUGCUGGGUGUAUCUGAUGUUGGCCUGGCCACAGUACUGAUGCCCACACUGCUGAAACUUUCUCUUUUUGAUUCCCACACAGUUCCAGCAUUUGCCUGCUUCCUCCAGAUGUUCUUCAUUCAUGUUUUCUCUGUUAUGGAGUCUUCUGCCCUGCUGGCAAUGGCCUUUGACCGGGCACUGGCCAUUUGUCAUCCUCUCCGAUACCCAGCCCUGCUCACAAAUGGUGUGACUAGCAAGAUAGGACUGGCCAUUGUCUUCCGUUGUGUCAGUCUCCAUCUACCCCUGCCAUUUCUUUUGGCCUGGAUGCCCUACUGCCAUCCCCAGGUUUUAUCCCACUCCUACUGUUUGCACCCAGAUAUUUCCCGGCUAUCCUGUCCUGAGGCCCAAGGUGCAACCUACAGCCUCUUUGUGCUCUUUUCUGCUAUGGGUUUGGACCCUGUCCUCAUCUUCUUGUCCUAUGCCUUCAUUGGACAGGCACUUCGGGGUAUAGCUUCACAUGAAGAUCGUCACCGUGCCCAACACACCUGUGCCGCACACAUCUCUGCUGUGCUUCUUUUCUAUGUACCUAUGAUCCUCCUAGCACUUAUUGAACGACUGAGGUUACCCAUUCCCCAUGCUGCCCACACUUUUCUCUCCUAUAUCCACUUUUUGCUUCCACCUCUGCUCAACCCUGUUCUCUAUAGUGUCAAGAUGAGAGAGGUCAGGGAAAAGAUCCUAAGAAGGAUCCAGCCCACGAAAGUCAGGUCUGUUCCAUGA